This is a messenger RNA of Musca domestica (house fly), 3424 nucleotides long. RefSeq names its product apoptotic chromatin condensation inducer in the nucleus (gene Acn). Bases 182 to 2449 code for a protein of 755 amino acids. The record is from RefSeq and is a predicted model, not a curated record. Lineage: Eukaryota; Metazoa; Arthropoda; Insecta; Diptera; Muscidae. The transcript has 5 exons. Gene Ontology annotation, molecular function: RNA binding.
AGGUACUUGGGUAAUUGGUAUGUAAAAAAAGAUGGUUCCACACGCUUGAAGACAUUAAAUUUACAAACUAAGCAAAACGCGUGAACUUUUUAAUAAGAUUUCGGAGUGUUGAUUAUUAUUUAGAAAAGAAAUUGUAAAUUCUUGCUUAUCAAAAACCCUUCGAUUUGUUGAAGACAGCAAAAUGCGUAGAAGAAGUGAACGAAAAAAAUCUUCGGAUGUAUCCUCGCCAGUCCCGGCGUCGCGACGUACCAACCGCCGCCGCAAAUCUCCAUCUAUAUCCGAGGAUGACAAAAAUGACUUGAAAAGCAAUGAAGUAAAUGAAAAACAUAUUUCCGAAUCAAAUGAGCUGAGUGCUGGAGAAAAAGAAAGGGAUUCCAGCGAAGAGCGCGUUGGAAUAAGGCGUAGACGUAGCUCACGCAGUACAAGAACUCCCAUAAAAGAGCCACAAGAAACGAGUCCUUUACGUCGUCGUCGCAAUCGCAGAGAAACAACACCACCAGAAAAUAUCAUUUCAUCUAUUCAAGAAGAAGAAAAUGUUGCCAGCGAUGAAGAUGCGUCUGUAAAAAUGAAAAACGUCUUACAAGAAAAAAGUGAAAUAGGAAUAGAAAAAGAAGAAAAGUCAGAAAAAUCAAUACUAACAUCUAUAGAUGCAAGAGAAGAAGCAAAUGACGAGGAUAAACUGGAUGAGAAGCCAAGAGAAUACGGUGAAAAACAGAACAUAAUAGAAGAGAAGGCAGAAAAGUCUCAUGAAAAUUUAAAAAGCGAAAAGCUUAUCAGAUCGUCUGAAGAGGAGACAGGUUUUUCUAUUAAAAGUGAUAAAGAUAUUGCUUCUCCGUCGGAGGAUCAAGUUGACAAAUAUGAUCAAGAUGAAGUUAAAAUACAUAACCUUGGCAAUGCCCCACGAUCACGAAGUAACAGCAGUGUUCGGAAACUAUCAACCAGCAAGGAUACUAACGAAGAUGGAGGAACUGAAGACAGAGAGGUAGUCGAAAAGGACGACAAAUCUGGGGAAGCGCGUGCAAUGAGAGAUGACUUGCCCCAAAAGGAUGAACAUAAGUUGGAGGAGGUAAACCACAAAAAUGACGGUAAAACUAAUGAAACCUCUAAUACUACUGCAGCAGCUGAUACAGGUAGCAACAACAAUAUUGCAGCCGUUGCCCCUACUAAUGCCACUACCCGCAAACGUCGUUGGAUCACAAAAAAAGGCACUGAAUGCAAAGAGCCUAUUAUGGCCAUAUCCACAGAUUCGUUGAAGACUCUUAUUGCAGAUGUUCAUCCUGUGCCGUUGAGCGAUGUGCAAUUAGAGUCUUCAUCUGAUGUUGAGGAUGUGACUUCAGAGCGCGAAGAAGGGGAACAGUCUCCUUCACCAGAACCAGAAAGGCGUCGUGUUUCAACAGACAAAAUUGAAAUAUCCGUCAAACCGCGGCCACAACAAAAGGAGAGCAGUCGUCAAAAUCAGAUGGUUCUUGGUGCGGGAACUGUCCCGGAUCCCAUACAACGUCAACCUAGUCCAGCCCGAAACCAAUCCAGUUGUGUUUUAUAUAUAACUAAUUUAGUUCGUCCCUUUACAGUACUGCAGCUAAAGGGGCUUUUAGCAAGAACUGGAAAAAUUGUAGAAAAUGGAUUUUGGAUUGAUCGCAUCAAAUCUAAAUGCUACGUCGAAUAUGAAACUGAAGAUGAAGCAAUAGAAACACGACAUGCUCUCCAUGGAGUACGCUGGCCUGCUUCAAAUCCAAAGUGUUUAAACGUUGAUUUUGGAAAUAAGUCUGAUAUGAUUAAAGUAAUAGAGUCCACAAAAGAAGAGGCACCGAAGUUUGGCCAAGAAACGAACAAGGACAAUGUAUUAGUCGGAUCGGGCUGGAAUAGGGAUCGUACAGAUGACGAAAAAAGGGGCUCUCGGCCAGUGCGGGAGUGGGAUGUUGGCAAAAAGGAGAAUCUGGACCGUGAUAAUAAGGGCAUCAAGGAUAUUGAACGACGUCGUGAACGUAGCCGGGAACGUGAUAGCUCUAGAAAUAGAGAUUUUGAUCGAAAUGAUAGAAUUGAACGUGACAGGAAUGACCGCGACAGAGAAAGGAGACUGCGACGUGAUAGAGAAAAUCGCAGCAGUAGUUUAUCGCCAGCAAGAAAACAGAAGAAGAAAGAGGAUCCACCACUAAGAUUAUUAGAUGAUCUAUUUCGUAAAACAAAGGCUACGCCCUGUAUUUACUGGUUACCAUUAACUCCUGAACAGAUUGCUGAAAAGGAAGCGUUGCGUUUAAAGCGCUUAGAAGAACAAAAGCAACGCUUGAAACAAAGGGAAUUAGAACGUGAAAGGGAACGAGAACGUGAUAGAGAACGGGAACGCAACCGUCAAAAUCACGACAGAGAUCGAUCAAGAGAACGUGAACACCGUCGACCAAGAUCGAGCGAUAGAAGACGUUCUCGUAGUCGUGAACGCCGUCGUUAUUAAAGUGGCACGUGGUGGUAUUUUUCUCUAAUUGCAGAUCCGUUAUAAAGGCAUAAUUUUAAUGUCUUUUCUAUAUUUCCUUCUUUUAGGGAGAAAAUGAUGUUAUCACACACAUAUUUAAAAAACGAUAUCGGUUGUUUUUUCCUUAAACUCAGUAAAGCGUUUGGAAAUUUUGUUCCAACUUAAAAAUUUUGUAUUCGUACAAAUAACAAUGAGACCACCACUAGAGUUGAGCAUAAAAAAACAAUUAUUCGCUUGGAAAAAUUGUUCAUAAUUUGUUUCAAACGACAUAUUUCCUUAAUAAACGUAUUGCCUCAUUGCUCAUCUCAAAUAUUAUUAGGUAUUUCUAUACACUCAAGUGGACUUAUUUCUUUUCCUCUUUAUACAGUAUGUAUAUUCUUUAUUCUUCUAUAAACAUUUAUUUGCAAAUGGUUUUUUAUAUAUCUUUUUUGUUUUUCAUUUAUUAAAACAUUUUUGAUCUUAAGAACUUUUUAGCGCAUACUAGAAAUUUGAAAUCUGAUCUGCCAUCCCUAUAAAUAACUGCAAUCCCUACAACAUUAAGCCGAGUAUGUUUUUAUGCCCACAGCGCCAAAUCGCCCUGAUUAUGAAGGAAGGAAUUACCGUGCUACCGAUACACACCAACAUUGAAGCUAAUCACUUAAUUCACAGCUAUACUCACAAGGUCGUCACUCAAUUAUAUAAAUGAAAAGCAUCAUAUUUGACUCCUGCUUAAUUUUUAUUUUUCGGAUAAAAAUGACAAAAAUACAAACUUGUAUGUACGUACGUUACACUGACAGUGAAUAAAUAAAAAAAUGUGUGUCAUAUUUCCAAUAUAUCUACAGUCGAAGGAAUACACCAUCCACAUAUAAACAACAGAAAAAUUAAAAUUACAUAUUUAAUAUUUUAAAUGUUUGUAUCAUCUACAAAAGUAAUACUAAAUUAUAACAAAUAAUAAAAGUAAACAUAGAAUUCAAUAAA